UGACGUCAGGUGCAAGCGGAAGUGUAAGUUAGUCGUCGUUGUGAGGAGGUGGGUAGUGUGCUGUUUAUCUUCAUUGAAAAAAUGCCGGACUUAGCGGUGGAAAAUGUGGUCGUUCAUCCGCUGGUGUUGCUCAGCGUGGUUGAUCAUUUUAACAGAAUAGGUAAAGUUGGAAAUCAGAAACGAGUAGUUGGUGUCCUCCUUGGAUCAUGGCAGAAAAAAGUUCUUGAUGUUUCAAACAGCUUUGCAGUGCCAUUUGAUGAAGAUGACAGGGAUGACUCGGUGUGGUUCCUGGAUCAUGACUACUUAGAGAACAUGUAUGGCAUGUUUAAGAAAGUUAAUGCCAGAGAAAGAAUAGUUGGAUGGUACCACACCGGACCUAAGUUACACAAGAAUGACAUUGCCAUCAAUGAGCUCAUCAAGCAGUACUGUACCAAUUCGGUGUUAGUCAUUAUAGAUGUUAAACCCAAAGAUCUUGGUCUACCCACGGAAGCAUACAUCUCUGUGGAGGAAAUUCAUGAUGAUGGCACUCCAACAUCCAAGACAUUUGAGCAUGUCACAAGUGAGAUUGGAGCAGAGGAAGCAGAAGAAGUGGGAGUGGAGCAUUUGCUCAGAGAUAUUAAAGACACCACAGUGGGCACUCUCUCACAACGCAUCACAAAUCAGGUUCAUGGCCUGAAAGGACUCAACUCGAAGCUAUUGGACAUUCGCUCCUACCUGGAGAGAGUCGUAGCAGGCAAACUUCCCAUCAACCAUCAGAUCAUCUACCAGCUGCAGGAUGUCUUCAACCUGCUACCAGAUGUAAAUCUACUGGAGUUCACAAAAGCCUUCUACCUUAAGACCAAUGACCAGAUGCUGGUGGUCUACCUGGCCUCACUCAUACGCUCUGUGGUGGCUCUGCACAACCUGAUCAACAACAAGAUUUCCAACCGAGAUGCAGAAAAGAAGGAGGGACAGGAAAAGGAAGAGGGCAAAAAAGAGAAGAAGGACGACAAGGAGAAAAAAGACGAGAAGGACAAAGACAAAGAGAAGGAGAAAGCAGAUGGUGCCAAGAAAGAUGAGAAGAAGAAAAAAUGAGUGUCCUUUUUUUAAGGCCUUCUCUCAAAUGAGGCCUUCUUCAUCUGGAUGCUGCUCUACUUUUCUGCCCACAGUUAGAGCUCAGUAUGUGGGUCUCAGGCUAAAAGUAGGACUCUAUAUGGGGAAUGGUGUCAUUUGAGAUUUGGCCUUCCGGUCAUAAGUGACACUCACAAAGACUGUUAUAUCGUACAGAGAUCAUAAUGUUUGCUUCUUUAUGGUUCUGAACUAUGAGAACAUGUUUAUUCUGUUUUUGUAGUUGCCACGCUCCAGGUGUUAUGUAAUACCUGGUACAGCUUUUUUUCUAAGAUGAAAAGAAAAUGUUUCGUUUCUGUAUCAUUCAUUAAAUUGGGAUCGUAUUAAAGUGUGUCCUUUUCA
This is a messenger RNA of Sphaeramia orbicularis (orbiculate cardinalfish), 1449 nucleotides long. RefSeq names its product proteasome 26S subunit, non-ATPase 7 (gene psmd7). The transcript has 8 exons. The record is from RefSeq and is a predicted model, not a curated record. Gene Ontology annotation, molecular function: metallopeptidase activity; protein binding. Gene Ontology annotation, cellular component: proteasome complex; proteasome regulatory particle. Lineage: Eukaryota; Metazoa; Chordata; Actinopteri; Kurtiformes; Apogonidae. Gene Ontology annotation, biological process: proteasome-mediated ubiquitin-dependent protein catabolic process. The coding region runs from base 82 to 1074 and encodes 330 amino acids.